UAUCGAUCAGCAAUGCCGCACAGACUUUUGCGCGCCGAAAUAUGCGUGCGACAGCUUUAACCUAACCACUUCGGUGGAAAGCGGAUUUCUGUUCAAUACGGUGUCAGGGGUACCAGGGAAGACGGGGCCGAGCUUUGUUUGAUUUCGGGUGGAUGAGGUUGGGGUUUUGUUCGUUUUUCUCCAUCUAAGGUUCGUGCCUAGAGUUCAGCUGUAUGUAGUGUUUCGACAAAAGUUUUGUUGACUUAGAGGCAAACAUUCCUAGCUUGUAUUGGGCAUCGAGUUAAUUUGGCUUGGCAUGACGGCCUUUACGAUCGACUUUUUAUGUAUGUCUGCAUUUAUCUGCAAUUGUCGGAGGGCAAACAAAAUAAUAAUAGCGGGGAUAUGGUUCGAACAGCUUGGAGGAGAUCGUCCAGCAACGAACCAGACAUUGCGAAUGCAGUAAGGGCAAAGCAGAAACGUCGCUCAACAGAGACCUCUGGAAUCGACGUACCGCAGAUCACGAUAGGGUAG
Messenger RNA from Ectocarpus sp. CCAP 1310/34, 510 nucleotides. Lineage: Eukaryota; Phaeophyceae; Ectocarpales; Ectocarpaceae. The record is from the annotation of a GenBank genome assembly.